UCUUCGCUGCGAUGGGUGCCUCUUGUAUUGCAGCAUUGCCGAUCACCCCGCCCACAGCAGGUUCAAAUAUCUCGAAAAUAAGGGAACUGUCUUCAGAGUAAAAGAAGAAAAAGGGUGAAAGGGCUAAGAGAUACCUACUAGUUAUGCCCAAGAUUCCCGCCGCAGGAUGUUGGGUACUCGGUGUUCUGCUUAUAUGUCGACGUUGACGGCCUGCGGUCUCUCUUUAAUCAUCUUCCUGCAGCCCAUUCCCAUCAGAGCUGCUUCUAUUUGGGGCGCCAGCAUCUGGAUUGACCCUGCGCCGCCCCCAGACGAAGGACCGCCAAUAUCUGCAUCUGCUACAAAAGAUACUGCGUUGCUUUGGAGGGAGAUUGUUGCCAUAGUCGCCGCUUACAUCGCCGUCGUGUCUCUCUUACUAGGCUGCCUAUUGACAGUUGGCAGACGACUCCGUCGUGGUGCACAGGAGUCUAACGGAACGCUGGAGAUGGAUCUCGUCAAACCGUCUGGUGGAAUGAUGGAAGACUCGCCAGCUCCGGUGGAGUUCUCUACCAACAAUAUGUGGCCGAGCCCAAUGAGCACCAAGACCCAGAGUAAUAAUGUCUGGCCGAGUCCGCCCAAAAACAAAGCUCGAUCCUUCAAUAUGCCAUGGUCUUCUUCAAAUCGAGCGCAAUCGGCACCGUCGAUAGCUGGAAGCGUCUCAACAGUUGACGAGAGCGUUGUCCAGGCCGACCGGGUGAAAGCGCAAGAAGAGAUGGAAAGACUUUCCCGAUCUAAGAACUCCGCAUCUUCGCCAAAGAAGCUACUUGGCCGUAGCUCUAUACGAGGCCUUCACAUUUCAUCUCCCAUGGGCUCACCCGAACUGAAUUCUCGAGACUACCCUGAUAGACAACCCCUCUCACCUCGCACUUAUAAUCCAGGACCUCCUCCCUUGACUCCCCAUGAACAAGCAAAAUUGAACUCUCCUCAGCCCAGCACGGCACCUCCCCCAUCAUUCCUCACUUCUCCUCCCAGCAAGGAGUCACUAGAUAGCCGCAAAUUCCGCCCUACUCCUCCAUCAUUGAACAUCAAUACAGCUCACAGCACACCUCCACUGCCGUUCCGCGUUGCUUACGAUAGCCCCAUGAGCGCACCAUCCACUAAGACCACCAUCGUUGAGCGAAGGACGAGUCUUUUGCAUGGACCACGAACUGGUGUUCCUCGAACGCCUUACAGCCCAUAUAUGCCCUUUACCCCCAUUACACCCCUAACGCCCAGCCAUGUUGUCACCCGCCAGGAGCGGAAGCAAAGACAGAAACGGGACGGGCCUAGAGUGUUGAUGGAAGAGGACCUAGUUAAGAGUGACGAAGAUAUGUGGUCAUAG
Molecule: messenger RNA, 1357 nt
Organism: Trichophyton rubrum CBS 118892
Lineage: Eukaryota; Fungi; Ascomycota; Eurotiomycetes; Onygenales; Arthrodermataceae
Exons: 2
Coding region: 167-1357 (396 amino acids)
Source: RefSeq, a predicted model, not a curated record